Messenger RNA from Scutellospora calospora, 539 nucleotides. Lineage: Eukaryota; Fungi; Glomeromycota; Glomeromycetes; Diversisporales; Gigasporaceae. The record is from the annotation of a GenBank genome assembly.
UAGUUGAUGAAGAUGAAGAAUAUAAGAAUGUUAAAUUUGACAGGAUUCCUGAGUUAAAGCCUGUUUUUCAACCUAAUGGUGGAACUGUAACGGCGGCUAAUUCAUCAACUAUUAAUGAUGGUGCUAGUGCCUUGGUACUUAUGACACGUUCAAAAGCUGAAGAACUUGGUAUUAAGCCGUUAGCUCGAAUUAUUUCAUAUGGAGAUGCAGCAGUUGAACCAAUCGACUUUCCAAUUGCACCAUCACAUUCACUUCCAGUAGCAUUAAAAAAAGCAAGACUUGAAAUUUCUGAUAUUAGUUUAUUUGAAUUUAAUGAAGCUUUUAGUGUAGUUGCACGUGCAAAUGAAAAGAUUUUAGGUUUAGAUCCUUCAAAAGUAAAUAUUGCUGGUGGUGCUGUGGCUUUAGGACAUCCUAUUGAUUCUUCAGGUUCUAGAAUUAUUGUUACUUUAACUCAUUUAUUAAAAUCGGGUCAAAUUGGCGCUGCUUCGAUUUGUAAUGGUGGUGGUGGUGCUAGUUCUAUCAUUAUUGAAAAACUUUAA